Molecule: messenger RNA, 7602 nt
Organism: Podarcis lilfordi (Lilford's wall lizard)
Lineage: Eukaryota; Metazoa; Chordata; Lepidosauria; Squamata; Lacertidae
Source: the annotation of a GenBank genome assembly
GCUCCAGCAUGCCUCCCCUAGGACCGCUUUUGUGGCUUCUGCUUCUGGCCUGGUUUCCCAUAAGCCUCCGGGGCUGCCUGCAGUGCGACCAAAAGUUCAAGGAGAAUGUGGCCAAGCUCCGGACAGAGGUUGUCCCAAGCAAGAUCCAGGACAGCCGCCUCAGGGAGCGGGCCGAAGUGCUCCUCAGUGGUCUGGAGGGGAAUUUCUUCCUGCACUAUGCCACCAGCCAGUUUUCUGGCUUGGCAGGUAUACAAGUUCCAGCUCUGCUUAGCUCAGGGUCCACACUAGACAAUCCAGGGGCCUGAAUUUCACGCUGAUCAUCUGACUGGGUGGUGACUGCAUGGUUCUUACCCGGGCAGCAUGAGUCAUCCAAGGCUAUGUUCACUGCAGAGAAAAUGUGAUUUCUUUAUCUAGCGGGGAUGGAGGAGAGAGCAGUUUCCAUUUGCAUUUAAUGCCAGCUGACCCAAUUUCCCCUUCCCAAUACAAUGCAUGAACCAAAGUGCAGCUUUCCAUCAAAAUUCACACUUCUCCAAAUGUUGUGAUGCAGUUAAAAAACAACAACUGCAGAAAUGUGGGCAAACAGCAUAAAAGUGCAUAUAUUCCUAAAAGUAACCUUUUAAAAAAUGUAUUAUGUUAGCAAGAAUAAUCUUAACGCGGACUUAAAUAAAAAUUACAAACUGACACAGAAAUGUUGCAAAAAUAAGAAUCCAAAAUGGUCGCAGCAGUGCAUCCCUACCAGCUAAAGCCGUUUGUGGAUUGCAGUGUGAAAUCUAGCUGUGCAAGGGUGACAGACUGGCUACCGCCCAUCACAUCUCUGAUAACGAGCAACGUCUUCCCUCCCUCACUGUACCCACACCAUUUAAUGAACUUUUCAAAAAAUGUGUUUUUUCGUGCAUUUUUGUUCACCUGCAUCACCUGAGAACUCUCCCUCUCCUUGGUGCACAAGAAUGUGGAGCAAUAGUGGGGUUCUCAUGCUGGCAUUCACCAGGAAAAGAUGGGUAAGGAGGUGGCAAGCUUUUUUGGGGGGGGGAGAGUUUGGGAUUGGCAGCUGUUCCCCCAGCCCUGCUGGGUUGGUGGCAAGGUCAAAGGAGCUCCUGCAGGUCUGGUGCCAACCAAGAGUUCCCCCAGUGCCCUGACUCCCAGCACCAAUCUUUGCUGCCCCUUUGCUUUACCGCAUCCCCUUGGGCAGCAAAGGACAAAGACACAGAAAUUAGAGGGAGCAGGAGACCUGAGAAUGGCAGAGCUGGGUUUUGCGAUUGAGAACAGGAUCUGCUUCUUCAAUCUGCCGUGUAACACUCUGGCUGUGCACACACUCCUGUUUUCCUCCACCCAAAGUGCUCCCAGCGCUGGUUUGGGAAGCGGUGUACGCAUAGCCACAACCCAUAUCUAUCCUGUUGUUCAAAGUGUUUUUCCACCAGCCAGCUUUAAUCCGAAUUGGAGAAAAAGAAUGACUUGGCUGCAUCUUAAUCCGGUAAUGUGUACACAGCCUGUAUGGGUAUUUAAACCCAAGUUUUUAUCUGGAAAGAUGCACAAACAAUCACCUCUGCCUGCCCUUCCAGACUCUUAACAGCUGCCUGGUAUUCUUGAAAUCCCUCUGCCCCUUUCCCCUCCCAAUUGUUGCUCUCUGCAUAUUCAGGCUCCUACAUUCUACACAGCAUGGGUAGACAAACUAAGGCCUGGGGGCCGGAUCCGGCCCAAUCGCCUUCUAAAUCUGGCCUGCAGACAGUCCGGGAAUCAGCAUGUUUUUACAUUUGUAGUGUAGCCUUAUGAGGCUUUGCCCUCAGGUGGGAAGAGUAUUGCAUUGGAGUAGAAUGUGUGCUUCUGUUUAAAAUGCAUCUCUGGGUUAUUUGUGGGGCAUAGGAAUUUGUUCAUUUUCUUUUUUCCUUCAAAAUAGUCCGGCCCCCCACAAGGUCUGAGGGACAGUGGACCGGCCCGCUGCUGAAAAAGUUUGCUGACCCCUGAUCUACAGCCACCCUUUUACUCCCCUUUCCCCCCAGUUAAGAGCAAAGUUGACGCCCUGAUCCACGAGGCGAGGUUCAGCACGGAAAGUCUACUUCAAACCCAUCUGACAGGUGAGGAUCCCAACUCCUCUCUCCCUCAGGUGCCCUUUUGUUGGGAUUGAAGCUCCCAGGGCCUCAUUUGCCAGAAAAAGGCCUCUUGGUCAUUUACAGAAGGAAUUUGUAGGGGGCUCCCAAUGUUACACACAUCCUAUGUAUCUCGAUCUACCCCCAAGACCAGGCUCUGUUGGAUGAAUUGGUUGAAUUCCGGAGGAAAACGACUAUGAAGCUCAAGGAAGCUUUAAAGGAACACCAAAUGAAAGGUAGCAAGUCUCCCCCAAUUCCAUGUAUUAUUUUAUGUAUUUUGUGUUUUUAUGUUGCGAUGUUAUCUUGUGAGAUGCCCUGAGACCUGCGGGUAUAUGGCGGUAUGCAAAUAAUAAUAAUAAUAAUAAUAAUAAUAAUAAUAAUAAUAAUGUAUUAUAGAUUAGAACGCUGUGCCAGGAAAAACUCCCUGCUUUAUUGCAGGGUUCUGUUGAUUGUAUCGACAGGAAUAUUUCUGCCCUGCGGUAACGCUUUGGAUGUGGAAAGAAAGAAAUCUGGGGAUAAUAGAAUAUUUGGGGCAUGUACACUCAUUCUCGGACUCUGCUUUUCUUCCCCUCACAGCUUGCGACAAAUCUGCCUGCGGUGAGUUCAUCUUGUUGCCUAGCUGGGUAUUAAGAGGAGGGGAACCCGGCAAUUGAAAGCAAAUGAGAACUGUUGUGGUUCUGUGGCGGGGACACAUAGCAUGCGGCGUGGGAGCAGCUCAAGGAAGCCAGAGUCUCUCGCACGCACAUGGGCCAGGGAGGCUGAGGAGGAUUUCUCCAGUUCUGCUGUUAGCUGUGUUUGGGCCUCAGGAGAGGAGGAAAGGAUGGAGAGAAUAGAGGGAGGGUUGCUAGGAGGCCAUCUAUACAGCAGGAGUAGGGAAACUUUGUGAUCCCAGGGGCCGCAUUCCAAAGUGGGCAACCUUCCCGGGGCCACACACAAUGUGAUUCUCAACUUUGCUCAGCCACACACAAACCAGAUGUCUCCACGUGUACCCAGGGAAGCAAGAGGCGUUACUGCAGUUUAAGGACACAUUUGAGCAAAGUAAAAAAAAAUAAUCCCUGGAAAUGUUAGAGGUGGUGUGGAGCUGUCCAGUGAUGGGUUUGGCCUUGGGAGAUUUCUAAGAGUUAGACAGAGACAUGGAUAGAGGGCUGCAUUUGCCCCCUGGGACUGACGUUGCCAACCCCUGCUGUAAAGACAUUUAUGAAAGCAAUGGAUAUAUUGUCAGGGCUGGAUUUAGGAGAAAGACAACCGAAAGGACUGUCUUACAGGGAAGGAUUAGGGGGCAUUUGACUCAGGGGGUGGGGGGAAUCUAUCAGAGGCAAUUGAUUCAACUACCCACCCAGCAACUAAAAAAAAUUAGUGCCAGCAUUUCAUCUUCAUCUGUAAAACAGCCCCAAGUUUUGCUAGUUUUGCAUUAUUUUUUGUGGGUGUUUUUAAUUUGACGGAACAAUAACCUAAUCAGUGUCAUGACUGAACAAAGAGAUGCCCAAGAUUCUCUUCACAUUCACACCCUACAUGGCUUCCCUCAAACAAUUCUGGGAGCUGCAGUUUGUUAAGAGCCCCCUUACAGAGCUUCAAUUCUCAAAGUGGUUUUCAAAAAAACAGUCUCUCUUCCUAAGGAACUCUAGGAACUGUGGCUCUGUGAGGGGAACAGGGGAACAAACUGCCGCUCCCAGAAUUCCUUGGGGAGGGAGGCCGUGACUGUUUAAAAUGCUAUCCUUGUGCUUUAAACAUAUGGUUUCAAAGCGGCCUGGGCCUAGACUGGCUUGGCUCCAUAUGUAGGGUUGCCAUAUUUUGAAGAGCAAAAAAGAGAGGACAAUAUGACGACCAUUCAAAGCAAAUAAAGGCCAUAUGUCUCAAUUUUUACCCCUGAAAAAGAGGAAGUGUCCUGGAAAAUGAGGACACAUGGCAUCCCUAUGCAGCCAUGCACUGCCCAAGACACAUAGAAAGAUCCUGCCCCCAUCUUGGGAAUUUUGCAAAUCCCUGGACUGCAGAGUGUUGGGAUUGGAUGUAGUGGGCCUUGCUAGAAGAUUAACAUCCUGGGUUCUGUAGGCGUACGUUGAUACCAUCCAUAUUACUCUCUGGCUGGUGUUUCUUCACACUUUCUCUUUCUCUUCCUCCGUUUCCCGGACUCCUGAUACCUCAGGCUGGCUGAGCUAUAAAGUGCUCAAUUGCAAAGGAUGCCAAGAGACCAGCGCCGUUUGCUUGUCGCUAAGCCAGUGCUUUGGUAGGUAGAAAGAGGAACGAUUCGUUGGCCUGGGCAGUGUAUCCACGCAGGAGUUUGCGUGAUAUGUGGCAGAGAAAGUGGGGUCUGGGUUUGCGUGUGUGUCAGACCCACUGACGUGUUUCGGGCGGGGCCAGGAUUAGGUCCCACCGACAGCAGGGUCCCAAGGCAGUCUGCACAAGCAGAUCGCGACAGCCCAAGCAAAAGCAAGAACCCAAAGGUUAUUCACCAGGAUUCAGCAGAGGAAAUCCAAAGAUAAGGUAGACACGGCCCAGCACUAAUAUGAAGACAUCAUUCCAGCAGCUCUUUCAGCCUGGAGUUAAGCAGGAGGGGCCAGAAUCCCACCCACAAUGUAGCUGUAGAUUCAUAGAACCAGGCAGAGGGCCUUCUCGGUAGUGGCGCCUGGCCUGUAGAAUGCCUUCCCAUCAGAUGUCAAGGAAAUAAACAACCACAGAAGACAUCUGAAGGCAGCCCUGUUUAGGGAAGUUUUUAAUGUUUGAUGUUUUAUUGUGCUUUUAAUUCUGUUGGGAGCUGCCCAGAGUGGCUGGGGAAACCCAGUCAGAUGGGCGAGGUAUAAAUAACAAAUUGUUGUUGUUGUUAAGUUUCUGGAAGAAGUCCUCCUUGGGAGGAGAGUCUUGCUCACAAGGAGUCCAUUUCUGUAAACAGGCACUCCUUCUGAACGUGAGGAUGCUGACCUGCCUCUUCAAGUGGCCAGCAGUCCUGGGGCUGGGGAGUCAUUCUGCCUCUGAGGCAGAGCUCCCCUCCUGUGGGGUGGGACCCCUUACAGGCUCCUCUAAGAGGUCCAGGGUUCUAGAUGGCACUGGGCGGGGGGCUCCAGAUCCUGAUCUGAGGAGGAAUCCUCUAGCAAGGCAUGACACCCUUUUCUGGCCAUUAUCUCUGUUAAAUUGUGGGUUGACAUAGCAGACGACACAGCGAUUUCUCUAAAGCAGCUCUUUAUUUUGUAAGCUGGAACAGAACUGAGCAGCAAACAGCUCAGCCGGCCUGCUUUUAUAGGCAGCCGGCUGUCAACAUUGUAGCAACAACAACCCAGGGUUUCCCGCCUAAAAUAACUGACGUGGACCUGAGUGAAAACUAUCUACAGUAUCCCCCUGCUGGCCCAGGGUGAGAACUUCAGUACAUAACAAUCUCCAUCCCGCAAGAAGGGGAAGGUGAGAUGUAAGAUGAAUUUGCCCUGUCAUGUAGGAACAGCAGCAACGAACUCUUCCUGUUCAGCCCAAUUCGGUUCAGAUAGCCUGACACGGAAGUUGUAAGAAGCUGCCUUGAUGGUCCAGUUUGUUUUGCUCUGCUUCCCUUCCUUGGCCAAAGUGAAGUGGUGGAAACACAAAUCCCGACUCCAGGCCCAAAUGCUGACAGGAGGCGGGAGCCCAGAUUAGAAUACAGGUUUCGCUUCCAGGAGAAUUCAUCAGAAAGGUGUUACUCAGGGUGGUGCCAUGUGAUACCAUCUCCAGAGGAGGGCAGCACUUACUGGGUGGCCCAUGGGCAUUCCUGCACAAAUAUGAAGCAGGGAGUUUUUGCAGGCCUGACUGAAGAAAUGUCAGAACUGAAGGACAAAGGGCCUAAUCUGAAUUUGACAUGGAAGGAUGAUGAAAUCAGUAUUUAAAUGGGACACCUGUGGCCUUCUAGAUGCUCCCCCCAUAACCACUGACCAGGGCUGAUGGGAGUUGGAGUCCAAUGACACCAGGAGGGCCAAAAUUUUCCCAUUCCUGACUUAUAAGUGCUCCGCAAUAUAUUGUCUCAGAAAACUUUACCACAGUCUUAUAAGGUAGGCCGCUGUUCUUAGCUGUUGCAAGCGGUGGCCUGAGAGGCCUAUAAACAAUGGAUUCCGAAUUCCCAGGUAUCAAAAAAGGUUAUUUAUGUAUGCCACUACUGCAGCUCGUGUUUCGUUAGCCCCAAAGUGAAAAACAAGCGAAGUCCCAGCUAAAGAAGAUUGGCAACUUAAACUGAUGGAAUAUGCGCAGCUUGCAGACCUAACAUAUAGAGUAAGAGAACAAGAAGAACAAACGUUUAAAGAAGACUGGAAAAUGUUUAUUGAAUACAUAGAAGAAAAUUGUGUACACUUUAAAACGUCAGCAUUAAGAUAAAUUGAACAGUGUAAAUCAGUUUUGAUGGAUGUAAUAAUGGAAUACUGAAUGGUUUAGUUUAUAUAAAACAUGCAGGUAUUUAUGUUGUGCAAAAUGAACCAUGAAAAGAGGGGAAGGGAAGUCAUUGAUAUUUUAAGGCUGUCUAAGUGAAUAUUCUAAAAUGUAAAACAGAAAUUUAAUAAAAAUUAUUUAAACACCCCCCCCAAACCCCACAAUGGAUUACAUUAAGGCUGCCUAACAAAUUCAUGGCAGAUUUUUUUUUUAAAAAUUAUAGGCCUCCUUAUCUACAACCCAGUCUCUUAUAAAUCAUGAUAUAUAUUUUUCUGUGUUGGGACUAAGCACAAACUGCAUUCUUUUAUGGAGGUCUCCUGUUUUGAGACUCAUGACUGUGUAUGGGAAGAAAGAUACAUUUAAAGCAUAUCAAAAACACACACAGACCCCAAAUCCUGGGAACUGCAGGUAACCGCCCCCAACCCCCCCCCUACCAUUCCUGCCUCCUAAACCAUCUACAGUUCCCAGGUUUCUUGGUGUGUGUGUGUGUGUGUGUGUGUGUGUGUGUGUGAUGUACUUUUUUCAGUGUGCUUCAAAUGUAUGAUGUGUGCUCAGCCUAAAACACUGAAUCUGGGGUCUCUGCAUGCAGUGGAUGCCCAGGAACGCCUCUCCCUUCGCUUUGGAAAGCCCAUAAAGGACCCCGAUAUCGCCAAAACUGGAGUCGCCAUUGUCCUGUGUAUGGGUGGACUGCUCUUCGUGGUGAUGAUAGGCGUGUGAGUAUAAGCAAUAGACCUUCCUGUAGCUCAGAGUCAGCCGCACUGCUCUCCCUCUCCCAGAAAGGGACCUUGAGAUGGGGCGGGGGGGGGAGCCCCAGAGGCAUCUCACUCAGCACUCGUCAAAGGGUUAGGGAGGGUUUUGGGGGGCUCUAACUCUCUCUUUUCCCCAGGAUUAUCAGGUACUGGAAAAACCGGCUCUUCUUGUACAUUUAGCAGAGAUCCGCCCCUUUUCUCACCCGUAAGGAAAAGGUCCUAUCGAGCUUCCCAGUUGUGAAGUCUGAAAUGUGGUCUGCAUAUCUUCAUUGUAACAACCUCCAGAAAUCCUUUUUUUGCCUCCAAAAUUAGUGUGUUUUUCUGUCUUACACCUCUUGCCCUCCAAUCCUCUUCUUAUCCCUCAUAUUCACAAAAUAAAUACGCACAGACACACC